AGUCUCGGCUGCGGCGGCCGCUGGUGCUCGAGCUCCGCGCGGGGAGAUGCUGGCCCGCGCCGCGCCGCGCUGAGGCCGUGCGUGUGCCCGCGGCGGGGCUGCGUGCUCCGCGCAAACACGGUCCCUCCAUGUGAGCUGCCAGCGACUGGAAACCCCUCUGAGUCACGCUGCCCAGUGGCGAGGGGAGCGCUUGCCCGCAGUGGCAACGGCAACUCCACCGUCCCCGGCGCGCUCCCUUUUCCUUCAGCAUCCUCCUCUCUUCUGAUUUUCCUCCACGUCCUUUGGUGAUUUUUUUUUUUUUUUUUCCUGAGAGGGAGAGGGCGGGGUAGGUGUCCUCUCCUCUGCUCCCCCCGCCCUUUCCUUCUUGGUUUGAAUUUCUUCCCCCUGGCAUUUCACGGGCUCCCGGAGCAAGAGGCAGGACCCGCAGGCAGGGAAAGGAAGGCUGCGACUCCCCUGCUGCUCCAAGCCUGGCAGAACUGGAGCCCCGAGGGGGUGAGGGGAGAAGAGGAGGAGGCGGGAGGGGCUUGGCUUUUUCUUGAGGACAGCCCAUCUCCUUUCGAGAACCCCACGGAGAGACGGACGGCAUCUCUCCGCAGCGAGCUCUUGGAGUACCGCGAGCGGCAGGCGAAGGAUGGGGGCCCGGCGCGCCGGCUGCGGGGCAGCGCUCGCGCUCUGGAUUGUCGGCAGCUGCCUCUGCAGAGCCUGGACGGCGCCCUCCUCGUCCCAAAAAUGUGAUGAACCCCUUGUGUCUGGACUUCCCCACGGAGCUUUCAGCAGCUCAUCCUCUAUGUCUGGGAGCUAUUCUCCCGGCUAUGCCAAGAUCAACAAGCGAGGGGGUGCUGGGGGAUGGUCUCCAUCUGACAGUGACCAUUAUCAAUGGCUUCAGGUUGACUUUGGCAAUCGGAAGCAGAUCAGUGCCAUUGCAACCCAAGGAAGAUACAGCAGCUCGGACUGGGUGACCCAAUACCGCAUGCUCUACAGUGACACUGGGAGAAACUGGAAACCUUAUCAUCAGGAUGGGAAUAUCUGGGCAUUUCCUGGGAACGUCAACUCUGACAGCGUGGUUCGGCAUGACUUACAGCAUCCAGUUGUUGCCCGCUACGUGCGCAUGGUGCCUCUGGACUGGAACGGAGAAGGCCGCAUCGGGCUCAGAAUUGAAGUCUAUGGAUGUUCUUACUGGGCUGAUGUUAUCAACUUUGAUGGCCAUGUUGUGUUACCGUAUAGAUUCAGGAACAAGAAGAUGAAAACACUGAAAGAUGUCAUUGCCUUGAAAUUUAAAACCACUGAAAGUGAAGGAGUAAUCCUACAUGGAGAGGGGCAGCAAGGGGAUUACAUUACUUUGGAACUGAAAAAAGCCAAGCUGGUCUUCAGUUUAAACCUAGGAAGCAACCAGCUUGGCCCCAUCUAUGGCCACACGUCUGUGAUGACAGGAAGUCUGCUGGAUGAUCACCACUGGCACUCUGUGGUCAUCGAGCGCCAGGGCCGGAGCAUCAACCUCACCCUGGACAGGAGCAUGCAGCACUUCCGCACCAACGGAGAGUUCGACUACUUGGACUUGGACUAUGAGAUAACUUUUGGAGGCAUACCUUUCUCUGGUAAACCCAGUUCCAGCAGUAGAAAGAAUUUCAAAGGCUGCAUGGAAAGCAUUAACUACAAUGGCAUCAACAUAACUGAUCUUGCAAGAAGGAAGAAACUAGAGCCCUCAAAUGUGGGAAAUUUGAGUUUCUCAUGUGUGGAGCCCUACACAGUGCCUGUCUUUUUCAAUGCUACCAGUUACCUGGAGGUCCCCGGCCGGCUGAACCAGGACCUGUUUUCGGUCAGUUUCCAGUUCAGGACUUGGAGCCCCAAUGGUCUCCUGCUUUUCAGUCGCUUUGCAGAUAAUUUGGGCAACGUGGAGAUUGACCUCACUGAAAGCAAAGUGGGCGUUCACAUCAACGUCACGCAGACCAAGAUGAGCCAGAUAGACAUUUCCUCAGGUUCUGGGUUGAAUGAUGGACAGUGGCAUGAAGUUCGUUUCCUAGCUAAGGAAAAUUUUGCCAUUCUCACCAUUGAUGGUGAUGAGGCUUCAGCCGUUCGAACUAAUAGUCCUCUUCAAGUUAAAACAGGCGAGAAGUACUUUUUUGGAGGUUUUCUGAACCAGAUGAAUAACUCAAGUCACUCUGUCCUUCAGCCUUCAUUCCAAGGAUGCAUGCAGCUCAUUCAAGUGGAUGAUCAACUUGUAAAUUUAUACGAAGUGGCACAAAGGAGGCCAGGAAGUUUUGCAAAUGUCAGCAUUGACAUGUGUGCCAUCAUAGACAGAUGUGUGCCCAAUCACUGUGAGCAUGGAGGGAAGUGCUCGCAAACGUGGGACAGCUUCAAAUGCACUUGUGACGAGACGGGAUACAGUGGGGCCACCUGCCACAACUCUAUCUACGAGCCUUCCUGCGAAGCAUACAAACACCUAGGCCAGACGUCAAACUACUACUGGAUAGAUCCUGAUGGCAGCGGACCUCUGGGGCCUCUGAAAGUUUACUGCAACAUGACAGAGGACAAAGUGUGGACCAUAGUGUCUCACGAUUUGCACAUGCAGACGACAGUGGUGGGCUACAACCCAGAAAAAUACUCAGUGACACAGCUCAUUUACAGUGCCUCCAUGGACCAGAUCAGCGCCAUCACCAGCAGCGCCGAGUAUUGUGAGCAGUACGUCUCCUAUUUCUGCAAGAUGUCGAGGUUGUUGAACACCCCAGGUAGGCCAAGAAGGAAUGCUACUUUUAAUUACUGUCUCAGCUGGUGCUUGGAAUUGCCUAAACAAUACAACAGGUGUGGCUUAUUAUCUUCUAGUCCAGUCUUCAACGUGUGCCCAGCUGUGAAGAAGUACAAUAAAUCAUUUGGUUUGUUUUCUGAGGAAUGAAGCUAAGAAAGCAUG
Messenger RNA from Equus caballus (horse), 2905 nucleotides. Lineage: Eukaryota; Metazoa; Chordata; Mammalia; Perissodactyla; Equidae. The record is from RefSeq and is a predicted model, not a curated record.